Molecule: messenger RNA, 198 nt
Organism: Aspergillus steynii IBT 23096
Lineage: Eukaryota; Fungi; Ascomycota; Eurotiomycetes; Eurotiales; Aspergillaceae
Exons: 2
Coding region: 1-198 (65 amino acids)
Source: RefSeq, a predicted model, not a curated record
AUGCCUCACAAAGUCAACGAGUCGAAUUCCACGCUGGCCAGCUCCGGCAGUAGCGGUGACCGCGUUGUCGUCUCGGAUAUGCGAGGGUCCAAUGCGGUUCCACGGAGAACGCAACCCCCGGUGGUUGUCCAUAAUCAGGGGGGUCAGAUCUACGACGAAACGCGCCCGUCCGACUGGGACAAGCAGCGCUGGAAGUAA